Messenger RNA from Penicillium vulpinum, 1464 nucleotides. Its product is annotated as putative MFS glucose transporter. Gene Ontology annotation, molecular function: hexose transmembrane transporter activity. Gene Ontology annotation, biological process: monosaccharide transmembrane transport. The transcript has 2 exons. The record is from RefSeq and is a predicted model, not a curated record. Bases 1 to 1464 code for a protein of 487 amino acids. Lineage: Eukaryota; Fungi; Ascomycota; Eurotiomycetes; Eurotiales; Aspergillaceae. Gene Ontology annotation, cellular component: membrane.
AUGGUUUUGGGCACAUCGGGCCGGUCGAGGGUUACCCCGUACCUGAUAUAUCUCGUGUUUGUUGUUACGCUUGGUCCACUUCAAUUUGGCUUCCACCUGGCAGAGCUCAAUGCCCCCAAAGACGUGAUAACAUGCGAACGUAAAGGACUUCAUUCUUCGGAUAUCAAUUUCCAUGGUCUACCGCAAUGCUUCCCUAUGACCCCAUCGCAAUUCGGCCUCGUCUCUUCGAUCUACACCUUAGGUGGCUUGCUUGGAGCCCUGCUGGCAGGACCCAUCGCGACCAAAUACGGACGCCUUCUUGCAUUACGAGCGACCACGGUGUUUUUUAUUCUAGGGCCUGUGGCAGAGACACUUGCGCCCGUGAUUCCCAUCUUGAGUCUUGGUAGAUUCCUCUCUGGAAUUGGCUCUGGUGCUGCAAUCGUAGUUGGUCCUAUCUACGUUUCGGAAGUUGCUCCUCCCAGUGCUCGUGGUCUCUUCGGUGCCUUCACCCAGAUUAUGACCAAUGUUGGUAUUCUGUUGACACAAUCUCUGGGAUACUUCUGGAGCGAUGCAAGCUUCUGGAGACUCAUACUAGCUGUGGCCGGAAUUAUCGGGGCCCUGGAGCUUUUGGGACUGUUUCUGGUACCAGAAAGUCCUGCAUGGCUUGCAGAACAUCAAAAGACCAGUCAGGCACGCCGGGUCCUGCAGCGCAUCCGCGGUCCAGAUGCCGACAUUGAAGCGGAGAUUGCGAGCUGGAGGACCUCAGACGCCCCUGCAUCUGGCGAGGAAGAAUCCUUGCUGUCUUCCUCUCCCGGCGACACCCCGCCUCAGAAGCAUAUAGUCACGUUUAUGGAUGUUGUCAAAGAUCCCUACUAUCGCCCCGCUAUUAUUGCCGUGGUUGGUGUGAUGGUUGCCCAGCAACUCACCGGAAUGAACAGCAUUGUUAUGUACAGCGUGUCUUUACUACAAAGCAUCUUACCAACGACUGCUGCAUUACUCACGGUGAUGAUAUCUAUCAUUAAUCUCGUGGUCACGUUGGCGUGCUCUCCACUGCCCGAUCGCAUUGGCCGAAAAACGUGCCUAAUGUUGAGCAUCUGCGGCAUGGGCUGCAGUUCUAUACUUCUCGCGAUAAGUAUCUACAUGAACGCUAAGGUAUUGACGGCUAUCGCUGCCUUACUUUUUGUGGCAUGUUUUGCGAUCGGACUGGGCCCGGUCCCCUUCAUCCUCGCGUCCGAGCUUGUUGGGCCCGAGGCUGUCGGUGCGGCACAGAGCUGGGCGCUGGGCGCCAACUGGAUUGCAACCUUUAUGGUGGCACAAUUCUUCCCAGUACUCGAUGAUGCUCUCGGUGGUCGUGGAAAGGUAUACUGGGUGUUUGCGGCUAUGGCUGGGUUGUUUGGUGGCUUCAUCUAUCGAUAUGUGCCGGAGACCAAGGGCAAAGCUCAUGCGGACGAGGUUUGGGGACGCACAGACCGACGACAAGACUGA